Molecule: messenger RNA, 3837 nt
Organism: Salvelinus fontinalis (brook trout)
Lineage: Eukaryota; Metazoa; Chordata; Actinopteri; Salmoniformes; Salmonidae
Product: 5-hydroxytryptamine receptor 7-like
Exons: 2
Coding region: 318-1658 (446 amino acids)
Biological process (GO): chemical synaptic transmission; circadian rhythm; adenylate cyclase-activating adrenergic receptor signaling pathway
Cellular component (GO): membrane
Molecular function (GO): G protein-coupled serotonin receptor activity
Source: RefSeq, a predicted model, not a curated record
CGUCUAGGUGUUCCUGACGUCGCUUGUCAAUCAGUUAGCGUAUAAUUGCACUGACAUGGCCGCAGGAGCUGUUAUUUCUCCGUGGCGACCAGAGAUGUUCACAGAGAAACAAUUUAAGGUCGUUUUUUGAUACGUGCUUGCGUGAUGAAUAAUGUCCUCAAAAUAGAGCCAUUUGCGUGUUUCCGACUACUACGAAUGCGCGCUCUGAGCGGAGGUUGCAGAUUAGUCAUUUACAUCACACAUGCACAUCUGUGCGUAGGCCUAUAAGGCUAUGUCAUUUUACGGGGUUGCAAGUUCAUGGAUAAAAACCAACCAGCAUGUUCGUGGAUGCAGAUGGAACUUUCAACAACAGCAACAUGAAAUCUUAUGCGAUGGAGAAAGUGAAAGAGCCCGGUGCAACAAAUAUGAUUUCGGAGGCUCUCGUUGCACACUUGCUGAAGAUUGCGCAAGAGGCGGCGGAGGCAGUAACCGCCACUUCGCAGUCUUCAACUCUGCUGAUGGAGAAUAGCACUCGGUGUGGGGAGCAAAUUCUGAACUACGACAAGGUGGAGAAGGUAUUUAUUGGAGGGAUCCUCACCAUGCUCACGCUGUUUACUAUCUGCGGGAACUUGCUGGUGGUGAUUUCGGUGUGCUUCGUGAAAAAGUUGCGGCAGCCGUCCAACUAUCUGAUCGUGUCUCUGGCGGUUGCCGACCUUUCAAUCGCCCUGGCAGUUAUGCCGUUUGUCAGUAUAACGGACCUUAUUGGGGGGCAAUGGGUUUUUGGCCAAGUCUUCUGCAAUGUUUUUAUUGCCAUGGACGUAAUGUGCUGCACCGCAUCCAUAAUGACGUUGUGCGUAAUUAGCAUAGACAGGUACCUGGGCAUAACCAAGCCUCUGACCUACCCUGUGAGACAGAAUGGCUGUUGCAUGGCCAAGAUGGUGGUGUGCGUGUGGCUCCUCUCCGCCUCCAUCACCUUGCCCCCCCUCUUCGGCUGGGCCCAGAACGUAAACGACAACAAGGUGUGUCUGAUCAGCCAGGACUUUGGUUACACCAUCUACUCCACCUCAGUGGCGUUCUACAUCCCCGUAUCCGUCAUGCUCAUUAUGUACUACCGUAUCUACCACGCCGCCAAGCUCAGCGCCGCCAAGCACACCAUCACGGGCUUCCCGCGGGUCGGGGAGGAGGAGGCGCGGGGGGAAGAGGAGGAAGCCAUGGAGGAACAGGAGGAGGAAGAGGACAGCGUGGACUGUGUGUCGGCCGCCCUGAGGCUCCACAGGGAGGUGGAGGAGUGCACGCGAUUCUCGCGCCUCAUGAGAAGCAACAGGAGGAACAUGUCCAUCUUCAAGCGUGAGCAGAAGGCAGCAGCCACCCUGGGGAUUGUGGUAGGGGCCUUCAGUGUCUGCUGGAUGCCUUUCUUCUUACUGUCCACGGCCAGACCCUUCAUCUGCAGGGCGGACUGCCCUAGCUGUGUGCCCUUGUGGGUGGAGAGGACCCUGUUGUGGCUGGGCUACGCCAACUCCCUCCUCAACCCUUUCAUCUACGCCUUCUUCAACAGGGACCUGAGGACCACCUACAGUAACCUGCUGCGCUGCCGUUACCGCAAUAUCAACCGCAAGUUGUCUGCCGUCGGCAUGCAACAAGCCCUCAAACGGAUGGAUAAGACAGACUCUGUUAUCUAAAUGGUGUUAUUGUGGUGGUGUUGUGGGAGCUGCCAUACUGAGCACUAGAGUAGACCACGUUCUCUCAAUGACCAAGUCUUAGGUCAAUGUUAUCUGCCUGUCUGGUUCCUCUACUUAAGAUCGUGCAUAUCCAGUCACAGUCUAGACCUUAUUGGUCAGGUCUGAUUUAUGAAACAAACUAAGAAUCUCUAUCCUUCCAUCUGAAUGUGAGUCCGUGGUCAUUGGCUUUGUGUCCGUUACGGUGCUUUUACUCUGGGCAUUUCUCAGUUGUGCUGCUGUUGCAUAACCACGAUGCCUCAGAACAAGACGGUUUAGCUGUUGCUUGAAGGGGCAAUCUGCAGCUGAUCCAUCAAUUUUUUGUUGUUGUUGACUAUAUUAACAAAAGUAUGUGGACACCCCUUAAAAUUAGUGGAUUUGACCCGUUUCUUACAGGUGUAUAAAAUCUAGCGCAAGCCAUGCGAUUUCCAUAGACGAACAUUGUCAUAAAAAAUGGCCUUACUGAAGAGCUCAGUGGCUUUCAAUGUAGCACCGUCAUAAGUCGCCACCUUUCCAACAAGCCAGUUCGUCAAAUGUUUGCCCUGCAAGAUCCCCAGGGUGGCUGCAAGAGCUGCCCGUCAACUGUAAGUGCUGUUAUCGUGACGUGGAAAAGUCUAGCAGGAACAACGGCUCAGCCGCGAAGUGGUAGGACACACAAGCUCAUAAAAUGGGAACGCCGAGUGCUGAAGCGCGUAGCAGGAACAACGGCUCAGCCGCGAAGUGGUAGGACACACAAGCUCAUAAAAUGGGAACGCCGAGUGCUGAAGCGCGUAGCAGGUAAAAAUAGUCUGUCCUCGGUUGCAACACUCACUACAGAGUUCCAAACUGCCUCUGGAAGCAACGUCAGCACAAUAACUGCUCGUCGGGAGCUUCAUGAAAUGGGUUUCCACGGCCGAGCAGCCGCACACAAGCCUAAGAUCACCAUGCGCAAUGCCAAGCGUCCUGCUGGAGUGGUGGAAAGCGAGGCACCAUUGGACCCUGGAGCAGUAGAAACGCGUUCUCUGGAGUGAUGGAUCACGCAGUCCAACAGAUUAAUCUGGGUUUGGCGGAUGCCAGGAAAAUGCUACCUUCCCCAAUACAUAGUGCCAACUGUAAAGUUUGGUGGAGGAGGAAUAAUGAUCUGGGGCUGUUUUUUUCAUGGUUCGGACUAGACCCCUUAGUUCCUGUGAAGGAAAAUCUUAACAUUACAGCAUACGUUCUAGAAAAUUCUGUGCUUCCAACUUUGUAUAUACCCAUUUGAUUCUUGAAGAAUACAACUUAGAAAUGCCUAAUGAGCUUAGUUCAACUGUAGUACCCCAUCAGAACCAAAAUAUAAGCUUGUUUUACUCCAAUGUUUGUAAACAAAGUAAAUGUAAACAAACACUUUUGAACAUUUUCUGUACGUCACGGUAACAAUGUUGUGACUUUGUCAAAAAUCAACCAUGGAGUGUUGACGUUGUUCCAUGGUUAUGUGUUUGACCUUCAGACAACAUCUUUUCAAUUAGAGUUAAUGCAGACUCUAAAUGCACAUGGUUCAUUGUGACAUGUUGGACGUGCCCAAUGGACAAUACAACCUAGACAUGGCAUUUUACUUACUGUGAGUAUGCUCUUUCAAUUGUAUAAAGAUUUUUUUCCCCUCCAAUGUCGGUUAAUUUAUGUUGAAUGUAUGUUUGUUGAAUGGUAUCAUAUACAUAUAUAAAUGUGAUUGAAAAAUCAUUAUUUCAUUUUUUUUAAUGAGAGUGACAUCAUUAAGGAUUUGACAGAAUUGCAUGAUUUUGAUAGUGAUGUCAUAAAGACAAAGUGAUUUUGAUAGUGAUGUCAUAAAGACAAAGUGAUUUUGAUAGUGAUGUCAUGAAGACAAAGUGAUUUUGAUAGUGAUGUCAUGAAGACACAGUGAUUUUGAUAGUAAUGUCAUAAAGACAAAGUGAUUUUGAUAGUGAUGUCAUGAAGACAAAGUGAUUUUGAUAGUGAUGUCAUGAAGACAAAGUGAUUUUGAUAGUGAUGUCAUAAAGACACAGUGAUUUUGAUAGUAAUGUCAUAAAGACAAAGUGAUUUUGAUAGUAAUGUCAUAAAGACAAAGUGAUUUUGAUAGUGAUGUCAUGAAGACACAGUGAUUUUGAUAGUAAUUGUAACGGCUGAUUUCCUCCUCUUCAGCCGUUACAAU